CUGUCUCCAGGGGAGACACUCAAGGGUAACAAGAUCAGAUAGGAGUGUGUGCCAAGAGCUAAGAAUAGGAUUGGACAUGGGUUCCCGACUCAGGUGGGGGCACAUCAGUGCCAGCCAGAAAGUCACUGGCUAGAGCCAGAGAAGGGAACCAGGCUGGAGGGAGAGCAGCCUAGUGUUCCAGAGAGGGGCAGAGUCCAGCUCAGGUAAUAAACUGAGUCCAUAGGAGGCAGCUUGUGGAAAGGGCAAGGCUCAGGUCCCAAGGUGCUAGGAGACACGGCCAGGUGAGCUCUGUUCUUGGAGGAAGCCCCACCUGGCCUUCAUGUCCUUCCUGGUGGCUGGAACCCUGCAGGUGGCUGCACAGUUGGCAGAUGCUCAGGACAGCCUGGGGAGAAAGGGAAAGUACAGCAUUCAGGGUCUAAGGGUAGCCCUGAUACUCAGCAGCCCUGGGGCAUCUGCUGCUACAGUCGCUGCCCUGGAUGGUGUGUUCCAGGCCUUGGGAUUUGAAAAUUGCAAGAAGAGGGAAGUCUCGGUCCAGAGCUUUCAUGAAGAGCUGAUUUUGUUCCGGGAGCAGCUGGAUGCCCAUGGGAGCCCUAUGGGAUGUGCCCUUGUGGCCUUGGUGGCCCCCAGUAGGCAGCUUAGGCAGCCACAGCUACUGAUCCAGGAGCUGAGUCACUGCAAGACCCUUCGGGGCUGCCCCAAAGUCUUCCUCCUGCUUUCUAGUGGCUCUGGGGAUGCUCAGGAGCCUGGAGACUUCCUCACUGGCCUGGGGGAAAUCUGUGGCCGCUGUCCUCAUUGGUCCCUCCUGCAGCUGCUGACAGAGUUCUUCUGCAGGAUAGCUGAAGAGUCUUCUGGGGACACCUUCUGCCCAGUCCUUCGAAGCUCCUUGCGGGGGGCACUGUGCCUGGGAAGUGUGGAGCCCCAGAGGCCCGAGCCAGACCCCGGUCCCAGUGCUCAGUAUGACCUGUGUGGGGCCAGGGCCGCCCUCUUCCUGGCUGUGACCAGAGACAGGCCUGGGACACAGCAUGAUGUGGCAGCACUGGGGGACCUGUGCCAGGCCCUGGGCUUCAAAGUCACCCUGAGGAUGGACCCUACAGCUCAGGCAUUCCAGGAGGAGCUGGCUCAGUUCCAGGAGAGGCUGGACACCCACAGGGUCCCUGUGAGCUGUGCACUUGUGGCCUUGAUGGCUCAUGGGGGACCACGGGGACAGCUGCUGGGGGCUGAUGGGCAAGAGGUACAGCCAGAGGUGCUGGUGCAGGAGCUGAGCUGCUGCCGGGUGCUGAAGGGUCACCCCAAGAUCUUCCUGCUUCAGGCCUGCAGAGGGGGGAAGAGGGACCCUGGUGUAGGGCCAACAGCUCUUCCCUGGUACUGGCGCUGGCUGCGGGCACCUCCAACCAUCCCUACACAGGCAGAUGUCCUCCAGGUCUAUGUUAACACCCAAGAUAGCCUCUCCCAGGACUCCACUUCAGGGAGGUGUGACCAUGCAGACAUCCUGACCAUCUAUGCAGCCACCGAGGGCUGUGUGGCCUAUCGGGAUGAGAAGGGAUCAGACUUCAUCCAGACACUGGUGGACGUCGUCAGAGCUAAGCCUGGAGGAGACAUUCUGGACCUGCUGACAGAGGUCAACAGGAGGGUGUGUGAGCUGGACGUGCUGGGACCCGACUGCAAUGACCCCCGCAAGGCCUGCCUGGAGAUCCGCAGCUCGCUCCGGCGCAGACUCUGCCUGCAGGCCUGAAGACCUUGCUACCCCCAACUCGGCUUCCUCGACAGAGGCCCGGCAGCUUGAGCAUGGGUAUUUAGAUGGCGUGCAAUAAAUAUCUGUUGAUCACUGUGCUCCGGUCAUUGCCUGCUCGCUCUCAGACAUCUGUGAAACAGGUGAGAAUGGAUGUAAAAAAGCCAUGGCCCUUGGUAAGGGUGCAGCUGUGACCCUGGAAACCAGAGGCUGGACGGGGCCUGUGCCGUGAGUGCGGGACUAAGGAGCUCAACAUGGGCUGGGCUGGAUAUUCUGAGAGAGGCCCAGGGGGCAAGGGCUCCUGGGAAGGGGCGGCCCAGCCAUGCUCUUGCGCACACGCUCUCCAAUCUCCAGGCGCUGGGGCCAUGAAAUGCUGGAGUCACAGCCUCACCUUCCGGGCGGUCGGUGAGUCAAGUCGUGCGCAGAGACUUGAAGAGACCAUUGCAGAUCACCAGUGAAGUGAUGGAGCGAGCGCCGGGCGCGGGGAGCGGUGAGCCGGCCUGACCGUGCGCAGGCGGCCGGCCAGGGGAGGACGAGGUCUGCGGAAGGAGCUGUGGGGCGGCCGGUGGCUCCCCGAGACCCGAACUCGCAGUCCCAGGUUCGGCCGCUUCCUCCCAGCCCCGCGGAAAAGCGCAGCUGUGGAAGAGGCGGGGUUUCUCUCCAUCCUAGGCAUGCGCGUCUCGGCACGCCGCGCAGGCGCCCAAGUGAGCUUCUGCCUAUAGAGAAAGUAAGAGGGUGGGCAGAUGUGGGGCCGCGUGGCCUAAUGGAUAAGGCGUCUGAUUCCGGAUCAGAAGAUUGGGGGUUCGAGUCCCUUCGUGGUCGCUGCCAAGCUUCUUUUCCAACUCCUUUUGAAAGUUUGCCUACGCUCCCUGCCCACGCCUGGGACGCUCCAGCUGCAUGGGUCGCUCGCCCCGGGGACCCUCGGACACCGUCCCUCACCUGCAGUCGCUCAGCUCAGACUCACGGCUGCAGCCUGGUGCCACUCGAGAUGCUGGCUCAACAAAGGCGUUCUGCAGAAUGAAGCCAAACCCUGCCAGCUAUUCCAUGAAAACUGACAGGCGCGGAUUGGAUUGCCUGGGGUGGGGUACUUAGUGACCCCACGGGGACUCAAAGGCCAUGUGCACUCAAAAAUCUAAUAGGCUAUAUGAUAUUUGCACAUAAUUGUGAAUGUAAUUAAUGGCACUGACCACUCUGUGGUACACUUGGAAAUGGUCAGAACAGCACAUUUAUAUCUGCGCAGAUCUAAAACACGUGAACAAUAGUCUAGAUUUCUUACGAUGAAAAUUACUAAUGUAAACAUCCACAUUUAAAGUUUUAAACAGAAGAGUAUGUCCGGGAUUGAGUUGACAUGUCACCUGGAAACAAUUUCCUAAUUGCUGACCUUGAGUUCUGUCCAAGGGACAAUCAAGGUGCAGCGCUGUCCUCCCGGCCCGGCAAGGCGGGGGCGAAGGCGAGUUCGCAAGAGCAGCGCAGGUGACCUGGGCCGUGCGGAGUCCCUUCUCCCUUCACGUUUCUGUGACGUUUCAGUGGUUAAGUAAGGCGCGGUAAAUGUAUGGAGGGCCAACUUCACGACGCUAAAAACCCAGAGGAGAGGGAAAACAGUGACACGACGGUGAUAAGGCGCGAACCCCCAGCCCUGAGACUGGCUGAGCCAACUGUAGUAGAUUACUACUUCAAGAGGAACGAAUGGGGGCGGGGGCAGGAGGGCGAAAUGACCCAAACAAUGU
This is a messenger RNA of Castor canadensis (American beaver), 3456 nucleotides long. RefSeq names its product caspase-14-like. Gene Ontology annotation, molecular function: cysteine-type endopeptidase activity. The record is from RefSeq and is a predicted model, not a curated record. Gene Ontology annotation, biological process: proteolysis. Lineage: Eukaryota; Metazoa; Chordata; Mammalia; Rodentia; Castoridae.